This is a messenger RNA of Schistosoma haematobium, 1227 nucleotides long. RefSeq lists its product as uncharacterized. The record is from RefSeq and is a predicted model, not a curated record. The transcript is spliced from 6 exons. The coding region runs from base 215 to 787 and encodes 190 amino acids. Lineage: Eukaryota; Metazoa; Platyhelminthes; Trematoda; Strigeidida; Schistosomatidae.
GAUAUUGUUGGAGAGCGGAUUUUGAACGAGGGUUUCGCUUAGAUCCUCAUCCACACUGCUCUUUAUAGAUCCCGGAUACACAACGUACCUCCAGGCUAGACUCAAAUUAACCAAAUACUGAAAACUGCAUCUUUAAUAUGUUUAGACUGUUUCCGCUUCAAGUCAAACAUUUAAUCAUUUGGUAGAUUGUUCUGGAACACACGGUAACCUCAAAAUGGACUUCCUCACUUGUACUUCAUGCAUGAGAAAUGGAAUAUGUUUACCUGUUACAAUUGUCAAAUGUAUGGUGGGAAACGAGUUAAUUUUUUGUCAAAAUAAAGAGUGCAUACACUAUUUCCUACCAUUGAAUUUUAUAUCUUCUAAACAUGAAUCAACUGUAUCUCUUCAUACUGACCACCACGAAGUUAAAGAGGAGUUGGAAUGGACAACUGAAGUGUUUCAUGCUCCAUUGAGAUCGGACACCUUGUCCAGUACCAAGUCAAGUGGAGAAGUUACAAUCACGACAGAUACUGUUUUCAACUUGCACCCCUUCGAAAAUAUGACUCCCGAAACUAAAAAUAUGACUUCCAAAUUUUCUAAUACUAUUGUGACAAAUGGAACUUGCUCUUUAUCUACAUCACAUCCUGGUUUUCGAACCACUUAUAGUCAUUACAAGCGAUCCAUUUUACGACAAGUAAGACGUCAAGCAGAUAACCUUCGAUUAAAGCUUGUUAAAGAACGUCGUACAAUAAAAAGUCACGAACGAUUUGCUGGUCCACUCCUGUCCACAAGACAACUCUUUGUGUAGCUUAAAUGUACAUGCUCUACUGAUCGUAUUAAUUUUGCUAAUAAUAAUCUAAGAAAGUCAUCUUCGUCCAAAGUACGGGCGCGCUGUUUCUCGAAACCUGAAUCUCGAAGUAUAUUUGUUAUUUUCUCCUCCAUUGCUGAAACACCAGUAGACUCACAGGCAAUAACCUCUGGAGUUGGUGACAAUCCUUUUGUGCAACAAGUCUCCAUGUAAAUCUUACGUAAAUGUGCAGCUAUUGACUUGCCGCUAAAGUUAGCUCCGAUCGUUUUGUUUUUGCGAGCAAACACAAGACGCAGUAAUCCAUCCCAUUCUGAAUGCAUCACAGGUGGUAAUGGAUGCCUGGGCUCAAUCCGAACAACAGCUGAAUCAACACGCGGUGGGGGACGAAAACUGUUUCUAUUGAUCUAAUAUUUAAAAUAAAUUGUAAGGUUUAUUUAGCG